AUGGCAUCAGAGCACGAGACACCAACUCCCUCAUCUUCGUUCGACCCUAGCCUUCCCAAGAGGCAAAGCUGCUCGGAUUGCCCAUUUUGUUCCAUUUCAUCCAUCUACGCCCCAUACGACCCUCAGAACCCCCCAGAUGCAAGGUCUCGUAUCAUCGAUCCUAACUUGCCCUCUCCUGGACCGUCUACUUUCAUUGUGCUUUCCACGCCACAGGUCAUGGCCUUCCUCGAUAUCAUGCCGCUUUCAGUUGGACACAUCCUUGUAUGCCCGCGCAAUCACCGGCCCAAGCUCACGGAUGCAUCUCAAGUUGAGGCCGCCGAGCUAGGCCGCUACCUGCGUGUAUUAUCCGCAGCCGUUGUACGGGCCACGGGCAUCAAGGACUGGAAUGUGGUUCAGAACAAUGGUGCUGCGGCUGCACAGGUUGUGCCACAUCUCCAUUUUCAUAUCAUCCCACGACCGGAAUUAAGGGAUAAGAGGAGUGAACGAUUUACAGCCACCAUGUUUGGAAGGGGUCAGAGAGAUGACUUGGAUGAGGGUGAGGCUGUUGUGUUAGCAGAAAAGAUCAGACAAGAAGUUGCCAAGGUUGUGAAGGAGGAUCAAAAACAGCAAAACAGCUCAAAGCUUUAA
Molecule: messenger RNA, 627 nt
Organism: Thermochaetoides thermophila DSM 1495
Lineage: Eukaryota; Fungi; Ascomycota; Sordariomycetes; Sordariales; Chaetomiaceae
Exons: 1
Coding region: 1-627 (208 amino acids)
Biological process (GO): nucleotide metabolic process
Molecular function (GO): catalytic activity
Source: RefSeq, a predicted model, not a curated record